CAGCAAAAAUUUUCUUCCAUAGAUGCAAAUCUCUAUCAUUGUUUUCUCUACAUUUAUUACAUCUGUAGACUAUAAAAGUAUUUGCACUACUGCGCUAUCGAUAUGGCUGUUAGGCCUAAAAUUCGACCAUCAAAUGGUAUUGCUGAAGAAGAGUCUGAAGAGUUAUUCUGUGGUUAUGUUAUGCAUCAGCAGAAAUCAUUUAGUCCAAAGAUGCGCUGGGGACAAUUGUGGACAAGCAAAGCAGAUAAUGGUUUAAUGAAAUGUGACAUCAGACUUUUUAAAUAUGACAUAGUGAGUCCGAAGCCUGGGACAUUUACAAAGAAAGACCUCCGACUAAAAUUGAGUUUUCAAUUCACAGAGGAAGAAUUUUGUGGACUUGAAAAAGGGGAACAUUAUAUGAAAGGUGGAAUGAGAAGAUACAUAUGUGUAAUACUUAAAGACAAGCAUUUAAUUGUUCAAGAUGCUAUCACUGCUAUGACAGAUACCGACCAUAAUGUUCUUGGCACCUGGUACAGCAAAAUAACUGAAGCUAUGCAUUACAUGAGUAGAUGGCAGAUAUUUCAAAGUGAAAAGGAAACUGGCGAUAUGAGAUAUUUCAUGCAAGUCGUGUAAACUUAUGUGAGUGUUUCAGCUUGCAUAAUUCACAUGCUGGUCGGAAAGGGAAAAUACUUCUGGAUAAGUUAUUUAAAACGGAUUCUAUUGCCAUUGUAGAUGAAGUACAGGAAGUUCAUAAUAAUGGUGUUCAAUGCUCCAGGGUAACUUUUUAUGAUAAAAAUUACAGUGUUGACGUGAAGAUAUCUGUAGUCGUCCAUGGUAUGAUGAAAUUAUCUGAAAUAUUGACAAAUCUAAGUCGGGGACGUCAACCUGAAAGACCCACUUUAUGUUCAAGAUUUGAUGAUCUAAAUGGUAAUCCUAAUCUUGUAAGGAUACCUCCUGAACGGAAAAAACGACCUGCCAGCAAGAAGUUUACGAGAUCUUUCCGGUUCUGAAAGAAAUGGUUUGAACAACAUUUAUAUUUCACAAGAUGAACCUGAUAUGAGGCUUUCUGGAGAUUUAGCUGCCGGUUCUUCUCACGCCAUGCCUAAUGUUUCACAGCGAUCACCACAAUCAAUGCAGUUUAGGUUUAAUCGAGUCCAUAACCCAUCGUAUGAACUUCCUA
This is a messenger RNA of Styela clava, 1159 nucleotides long. The record is from RefSeq and is a predicted model, not a curated record. Lineage: Eukaryota; Metazoa; Chordata; Ascidiacea; Stolidobranchia; Styelidae.